CACGUCCCCGCGUGUUUCCCGGCCGCGUGCUGUUCCCGAGACAUUACAAACCGUGUGCCGUACGCGCGCGCACACUUAGGGAUACCCGCACCUGAUGGGAAUCGAAACUGAUGGGACUUCGAAGUUCAUCGCUGGCAAAAAAAAGCGACGACACGUUGACGUGGGUGUUGCACAAAAAAGACCCGUCCGCCCAUCAGCACGAGUCCAAUAACCAGAAAACUCACGGCGCGUAAGUCCCGCGGCGUUUUUGUUAUUAUUAUUGUUAUUUUUUUUUUUUUUGAACGUCCAAAAACUCAAUGAGAUUAAUAUUCCUCUAGUUUCCAUAAUUUUGGCAUUUUUUUUUUUUUUUUUUUUGCUAAUAAACCGAACAAACCUCGAUUUUUAGCCUUCAAUUUCAACCCUAUCUUUUCGUCCUUAUUUUUUAAGCCACUUCUUUGAUGCGGGAAAUCUCGUUUACCGUGUUAUAUAACAACUGCGUGUGUUUUUUUUCAACAUCGAUAAAUUUUGAUUUUCAAGCGAAACCGCCAAUAUUCUCGUCAGCAAAUCGUACCCUAGUUCAACAUCGUCCGAACAUCGAGGAACGAGACACAACAACAAUAACAACAGCAGUAUCAACAGCAUCAACAACCACGUCCAGAGGAAAAGAAGGGGCCAUGCGCAUUCGAAUUUAUUAGACUAUGGAAAACCCGAACCGACUUACGGUUACGGAAUAACCGACUUGGACGAUUUCCUCUCAAAAGUAAUGUGCAAACAAAACCGUAUUAAUUUUAUAAUUUUUCGGGUCAAUACAGGGUGUCUCACGAAGAUAUACCUAUUGUAAUAUCUCCGGGCAUAAUAAAUAGACGAUCAAAUUCUGUUUUUUUUUCUUUUUCAAUAUCUUGCAGGAAUACGUUUUAUAGAUAUUUAUAUUGCAAUUAAUUGUUAUGCUUUCAUAAAAAACUUGAGAAAAAAAAAUUUUGUAUUUUAUUAAGAAUUUAUUUUUAUGGACAUUUUAUAUUUAUUAAAUUCGUGAUUUUUAACAAUUUUUUAAAGUUCAGAGAAAAUAAGUGUGUACAGUCAAUUAAUCGUAAUGCCAAUAAUCAAUUAGAGAGUGCGAUUACAGUUGCAUACUUAUAGGGGCUUUUCUCUGAACUUUAAACAAUUAUUAUAAAUCACGAAUUUAAUGAAAACAAAAAGUUGAUACGUCAAAAUGGUCAAAAAAACAAAUGAUAUAAAAUUGCUAUCUUCAAUUUUUUCGAAAAUAAUAAAAUAAAGUUAUUUUUUUAAGUUUUCUUGUGAAAACUUGAAAAAUCGAUUGCAAUAUAAAUAUUUUUAGUCCUUAUCCUUGUGAGUAAUAUAUAUAUAUAUAUAUAUAUAUAUAAAAAGAAAACAGAAUUUGAUUAUUUUUAUUAUCCCCGGAGACAUUACAAUGGGUAGGUUCCUAUAAUGUUUGUGGGACACUCCGCAGUAUAUCCAGAACGAUCCGCGUAAUACGAGACUGUCGCGAAAUGUCUGAUAAUUAUGUUUUUAGAAAAUGUAUGUUGCGUUUACAUAGGUAGCUAUGAAACUUUACAUUUACGUUGUUUUUUUCUCGCCCUUAUUUAUGGAAGAUGAACCACUAGUGGCGUUAUCCGCGUUUGAUUUUAAAAUGCCAAUCCAUAUGUAUUGGGAACCUCGGAGACGGAUAAAGUUCUAACUCAAAUACGCGUCGGUGUUGACGAUUUCAAUUUCCGUCAGUUCCCGUAUAUACGGUGUAUUUCACUUUUAGAUCUGUAGUUUUGUGCGUGGGUGAGACAGCGGUGGAUAUGACAGCUCGGCGCGAUAACAGUGCCCGGAGCGCCAUUGAAACGACACACCCAACAUCGGAAAUCCAGCUGAUCUCGUGGCUAUUAUCUACGGAGAAACUUUAUCUGUGCGCGUCUCAGCACCGCGCUUUCCAAGCCUGCCUUUUGGUCUUUUGCCAGCUGCACUCCAGCCGAUCGUCGCCUGAUAUGUUUCUGCGUCCUCUCACGGCCGUGUCGUCGUGACCCUUUGAGUUUUAAACAAAAGUUUUUAGUCCACGGAGCCGUGUCGUCGGCACCCGUGUUUCGUUUUACGCCGCUCUUCAGAGCGCAGUUCUUGUUCGCCACUCGUUUCACUCCGUGCCAAUAGCACGGUGUCCGCGUCGAUUUUCCCAGGGGGCCUCGUUUCCGAAAUUUACUUCCAUCAACCGCUUACGGGACGUGUCGCAAUAAUAAUAGUGGUGUACACACCGAGCACUCACGUUCUAUAAACGUAUUCCGGCACCUAUGUACGGUUCUCGUUUUCGAUGCGCCGCAAAUGUAAUAUUACAAUCCGAACGAUUUGCCGAUCUUCGCGUGAACCGUUCGAAUCGGCGUCGGAUGUUUCCACUCAUCUCUCCCCGCGGCCGAGUACAAUAAUUAUCGCGUAACGUACACAUUAUAUACUCGUUAGUGCCUCGGCUAUAGAGAACGGCCGCGAGACAAGAGAACGCGGGACAUUGCGGGUGUUAACGUUGGGCGCUUAAUGAUUUACCAUUAAUUUGUACACCGCGAGAUAUUUCUGGCGAUCGAACGCGUAUGCAACACGGACCUGCAACGGCGUGCCCGGGAAUUUCCAUUGGCACGGGCGCAGUAUAAAACGCGAACCCGGCCCGACCUGACUACGGGUAUUCGAAAGCCAGGUUCGUAAAAGCCAAGUUUUUUAACCGAUGAAUCAAUUAUUUCCGCGUCGCUCCGCUGAAACGCACAGAGUGUUCAAUUUGAGCGGGCACUCCCGCCCGAUACCUCGGAAAGUAUUGAUCUUUUUUCGGAGUUUGUUUUGUUGGAUAUAUUUUUAAGAGGACGUCGCGUCCGCACGUCUACAGAUGAAAAGAAGUGAUCUACUGUCUCGGUCAAACUACCGGGCAACACGCAAAAAAAAAAAAAAAAGACUAAGUAAAACCAGCUUGAUUUCGAUUUUAGAGUCUUUAAAAGUACCUAUUAUGAAAUUUACAGAGAACAAUAUUUUAGAAGGACUCUCGUAGGUGAAUAUCGAAUUACGAACAGUUAAAAUAGUUACAGUUAUUUAAAAAACUAGAAAAAAAAAAAAAAAAGAAGUUUUUUGUGCCUUUUAUAUCGAGCUGUAUGUUUAUCAUAAUACAAAGACCCGACGAGGUUCCUUUCAAAAUAUUCAUCGGGCGUCCUUUUGAGUAACAAGCAGCCCUACAAAUUUACAUUUAUGUUAUUUUUUCUCACCCUUAUUUUCGGGCGUAAACCGCUACCUGCGUUUGAUACAUAUUAAUGCUGACAUUUUUGAUUUCCGCUAAUCCGUUGAUAUUCCACUUUUAAGUUUGGUGGAUAGUAAUGGUGCAUUAUUAAAACGCCGCACGCCUUGCCGACACAUAAAUGAUGUACCACUAUUGUCACCCGACCCAAACUUAAAAGUGGAAUACCUCGUCAACGGAUUGAGGGAAAUCGAAAUUGUCAGCACCAAAAUUUAUUUUAACCGGGCAAUACCCCGUUUAUGGAUUUUUUUUUUUUUUUUAAAUAUAGAUUAACGUUUUAAAAUAAAAAGUGGGUAGUAGUGUUACCCCUAAAAAUAACAUGAAUGUGAAACCGUAGAGCCACUUGUUUCUUAAACGUUUUGUAAAACAAAUUCCGAAAAAAGUUACACUACUUUCUGGGAUAAUGAACGCGUACACCCUGAAUGCUGUUUUGACGUAGAUUUCGUGAAAAUCGUUCACCGGCUAUUGAAUUUCGCCUUUACACGUAGAAAUUAUAGUUUAAAAAUGGAUGUAGGACUAUAAUAAUUACGGAAAUAGAAAAACGUUCUGUUUCAUGGGAUGCUAGUGACGAAUAUUGUAUAAAGAUUGGAAUAGGAAAAAUGACGGGUGGACGGGUGUUGCAACUGUUACAUGCGAAAUGCGAAAGUAAUUUAAAACAUUUUGAGUUGUCAGCUCUCAACAAUUUAUAAAGAAUACAAAACGCACCAUUUAAUCAUCGUUUACUAUUUAUAGGAUGAAUCCACCAUUUUCGAUUCGCGCGUUUUUAUUUUUUCGUAAUACUUUUAUAGCGGGGUAUUACAAAAAUCACGGUGUCCAAAUCGUCCCAUCUUGUAAGAUGCGAAAUUCGCGCGAUCAGUUCUUACGUUGUGCAUUUCUUACCGGACUGUUAUCAGCAAUGAUUUGAUUGUUUCGAUCCGAUCAAUAUAUUUGUACAAUUGAAAACACACAUAAUACAUUUACGAACACUCGUGUGAUACUGAAAUACGAGUGUUUACAUACUAAGAUUUGACUGUCGUUCGAUAAGGGUGAUAAGGGAUACUCAUCCCUGAGAUUUUUUGGAAUAAAAAUGCUUGUAAAACGUAGAAUAUAACAGUUUUAUAGUUACUUUGCAUCGCAUUUGUAUGUACAUUUUUAUUGGUUCGAAUCCAAUUGUACUCGACAAGGACAUCGAUCAUGUAACAGGACGUCACACUGAUCGUGCGUAUUGUCAACCGACGUUCCACGACGUUCGUGUGACUAGGGAGCGUCCGUCACAACUCAACGUGCGCUCGUUCAACGUUCGCGCGACCCCGUUCCGUUUGCCGGCCAAUCGUCUGCCACGACGCGCGGCCGUGCCAUUUAUAACUAUCAUGCGCUUAACGCGAUCGUGUAUGUAGGCGUCCAUCGGCCGGCCGGGCAACAUACCGAUGGUGCUGUGCACGGGAUGUCUGCUGUACCAGACGCAGCUGGACGACCAUUACCAGACCGAAGUGGCGUUACCGCUGGGCAUGGUGGUGAACGCCGUGUUCAAGAACGAGCAGUGGCUGUACGUGCAGACGCCGCACGCCGAGGAGGGAUACAUACCGUACGGCAGCUGCCUGCCGCUGGGCAUCGUGCCGCCGCCCGACGCGGCCCGGGCGCCGUGCUGGGAGACCCAAUCGGACGUGUUCCCGAGGCCGGUCGGCGACCGCCGGCAACACCGCCAGCGCCGCGACGCCGCCGGCCACCGGGGCCGCUCGUCCGCAUCGCGGUGGUCGUCCGUCGACAGCGGCGCCGGCGACGACGACGACGGCGACGACUGCGACGGACGCCGCCACCGGGACGACGUGUCCGCGGCGCUAACGCCGAGGCGUCGCCGCCGCUGCGGGCCGGACGCCUUGACGGCCCGGCCGACGUCAGCCGCCAACGGGGACGACGGCCGUCAGCAGCGUUGGCUGUGGAUCGGCGGCCACGACGGAACGUCCGCAGCCCAGUCGGUCACAGGCUACGGGUAUUUUUGACGUCACUGUAUUAUUAAUGAUAUUUUUUUAAUUUUUUUUUUUUUUUACAUACGAACGAACAUUGUUAAUUGUCAUAAUAAUAGUAUCGGUCAAAUAUAAAUAUAUAUGUAUAAAAAAAAAAAUCACGAUUUGUCG
Molecule: messenger RNA, 5358 nt
Organism: Cinara cedri
Lineage: Eukaryota; Metazoa; Arthropoda; Insecta; Hemiptera; Aphididae
Source: the annotation of a GenBank genome assembly